This is a messenger RNA of Gambusia affinis (western mosquitofish), 1118 nucleotides long. It is a transcript of the gene nts, whose product is annotated as neurotensin. The record is from RefSeq and is a predicted model, not a curated record. NCBI's taxonomy places the organism in Eukaryota, Metazoa, Chordata, Actinopteri, Cyprinodontiformes, Poeciliidae. Gene Ontology annotation, molecular function: neuropeptide hormone activity. The coding region runs from base 370 to 852 and encodes 160 amino acids. The transcript has 4 exons. Gene Ontology annotation, cellular component: extracellular region.
UGACGUGACGCAAAAAACCUUUCUGCCCCGUGAUGCCAGAGUGACGACUGGCGAGACGCAGCAACAUGGAUGGAGGGAGACAAUCUGGAGGGGGAGGAGCAGAGGGAAAGAGACCCACGCUCUGACAUCACACGGGCUCUUAUAUACGGAGGGAAUGGAGCCCACUGCACUUCACAUUCAACCAGGAAUCUCUGACAACCAUCUCAGACAUUGAGGAGAAGAAAAAAGAAGAAGAAGCAGCAGCAGCAUCUCCAGCCACUUCAGUUGCUCUCUGACCCUUAACCUUAUGGACUAGGCUCGUCCUCAGGUGAACUCCUCACUGCGGAAGCCCCCCUUUUGUUUCACGCCGUUUCUCAUUUUGUCGUCAAGAUGCAGGCGCAGCUGGCUUGUGUGCUCCUCCUCUGUUUCCCAUGCGGCGCGCUCUGCACAGAUGUAGAGCAGGAGCAGCGAGCGCUCGCUGAGGAGCUCCUCACCAGCCUCUUCACCUCUAAGAUAAAACACAAUAGGCAGACUGCCCCCUACUGGCACGUAUCGUUGACCAACCUGUGCCGGCUGGUGGGCGGCCUGCGGCAGGAGGCGUGGAGUGGCGAGCAGGAGGACGAGGAGGAGGCAGAGGCUUCCGAGCUGAGGGAAGGGAGCCUCCCGCUGCUGGAGGAGCUGUACAGCCUCCAACACAUCUGCAGAGCGCUGCAGAGCCGGGAGGAGAGGCUACUCCGAGACUCGGUGGAAUAUUCAGAGGAGAACGGCGACGCGCCGCUGAAACGAAAAUCCCCGUACAUCCUGAAGAGGCAAGUCGCCCACAACACCAAAUCGCGGAGGCCUUACAUCUUAAAGCGGACCUCGGUUUACUGACGGCCGUCGCUCGUUCCGUCUGCGUGUGGCCGCAGAGUUUGUUCGUUUUUUUUUUCUCUCUUUUUCUCCAGUAAGAACCUGCGAUUGUACGUCCAGCGCUGAGGCCUGUCGUUAUGCUGCUGCUGACAAUAAAACAACUGAAGCAUCGUGCACAUUGUGUUUUCUCUGAGGAGCCGAAUUCAUUCAUCUGUUCCACCACUGCAACGUAAAAGAUUGUUCUAUGUUUUUAAAGCGAUUGAAGGAUUGCUAAUAAAAAGCUAGCCUGA